AAGCUGUGAGGUCAACUUUGUUGCUCUGAAACUUCGGAAUAUUCGUCAAAAAUUGUCCAAAUUGCCAAAACCCCUCGUGAAUCCAUGGGCUGCCCCUAGAGUGGGAGGUUUUGAGCGCAGUUCGCCCAGCCGGGGGGCCUCGCCACUCACUCUUGUGACACUUUUUUUUUUUUGUGUACUGGAAAGAAUGUGGGAGACAGUUAGCCGGCUAGCUAGUUAGCAGCUAGCUAGCCGAGGAGGUGACACGGGCGGCAAGCAGCGCGAGAGAACAAAAGAUUUUUAUUUGGAUUUUUUUUUCUGUCUGUACUGACACACAAGUCCAUGCAGAACGUGUUGUUAGCACCACAAAAUGCCCGUUUUACUUUUCCUGGUAGACACGUCCGCGUCCAUGAACCAGCGCAGCCAUCUGGGCACUACCUAUCUGGACAUAGCAAAAGGCGCUGUUGAGACUUUUAUGAAGCUCCGAGGGAGAGAUCCGGCGAGCCGAGGGGACCGGUACAUGUUGGUAAAUUAUGAAGACAUUCCGUUCGGGAUCAAGGCGGGAUGGAAAGAGAGCCACGCCACGUUCAUGACGGAGCUGAGGAACCUUCAGGCCACCGGGCUCACCAGCGUGGGCCAGUCACUGAGGACUGCCUUUGACCUGCUCAAUCUCAAUAGACUAGUGACUGGCAUUGACAACUACGGGCAGGGAAGGAACCCAUUCUUCCUUGAGCCCGCUAUCAUCAUCGCCAUUACUGACGGCAACAAGUUGACCACCAGUGGGGGAAUCCAAGACGAGCUCCAUCUUCCCCUGACAACGCCCCUGCCUGGCAGCGAGCUGACUAAGGAACCCUUCCGCUGGGACCAGCGUCUGUUCGCGUUAGUGUUGCGCAUCCCUGGCCACGCGUCGGUGGAGCCCGAGCCGGUCGGCGGCGUCCCGUCCGACGACUCGCCCAUCACGCCCAUGUGUGAAGUCACCGGAGGGCGUUCAUACAGUGUGUUUUCCCAGCGCAUGUUGAAUCAGUGUCUGGAGUCUCUGGUACAAAAGAUCCAGAGUGGAGUCGUCAUCAACUUUGAGAAGACCGGGCCGGACCCUCCCCCGCUGGACGAUGCACCACCAGAGGCAUUAAAGCCCGGCCAGCAGCCUUGGCACUGCUGCCACAAGCUCAUCUACGUCCGGCCCAAUCCCAAAACAGGCGUUCCCAUCGGACACUGGCCCGUACCUGAGGCCUUCUGGCCGGACCAGAACUCCCCCACGCUGCCCCCCCGCUCGGCCCAUCCGCACGUUCGCUUCUCCUGCUUGGACGCCGAACCCAUGGUGAUCGACAAGGUUCCCUUUGACAAGUACGAACUGGAGCCCUCGCCGCUCACCCAGUACAUCCUGGAGAGGAAGUCUCCGCACACCUGCUGGCAGGUGUUUGUAUGCAACAGUGCCAAGUACAGUGACCUGGGCCAGCCCUUUGGCUACCUGAAGGCCAGCACAGCCCUCAACUGCGUCAACCUGUUUGUCAUGCCCUACAACUACCCUGUACUUCUGCCGCUUUUGGAUGACCUCAUCAAAGUGCACAAGUUCAAGCCCACCCUCAAGUGGCGGCAGUCCUUUGAGAACUACCUGAAGACCAUGCCUCCGUACUAUAUCGGGUCACUGAGGAAGGCACUGAGGAUUAUGGGAGCUCCCAACCUUCUGGCGGACAACAUGGAAUACGGCCUGAGCUACAGUGUGGUCUCCUACCUCAAGAAACUCAGCCAGCAGACCAAAAUGGAGUACGACCGCCUGAUCGCCUCCAUUGGGAAGAAGGCGCUGCCCGAGUCCGGCGUCAAGGUACGGUGGAGGGGAGGAGGGAUCUCGCUGGCCCAGCGCAGAGACUUCAUCCAACAGCUUCAGAGUUUCUCGGGUGAUGCCCCUGCGCCUCCCCUGGAGCUCAACCCUAAAGAGUUCCAAGGCUUCCACCUAGCGCUCCUCAACAAGAGCUUGAAGCCUCAGAGCUUCCGGAACCCAUAUGACGUCCCCCGCAGUCACCUGCUGGACCAGCUCAGCCGCAUGAGGAGAAACCUUCUCAAUACCACAGUCUGCACCCUACGAGGAUACGACACAGAUCAGCUCCACAGCGUUCCCAUCGCCCAGAUGGGGAACUAUCAGGAUUUUCUGAAAGCCGCUCACCAGCCCCUCCGAGACGCAGACCCCGAGCAACCCAAGCGCCUUCACACCUUUGGCAACCCCUUCAAGCUGGAUAAGAAGGGCAUGAUGAUCGACGAGGCUGAUGAGUUUGUGACGGGCCCUCAGAACAAAGGGAAAAGGCCUGCAGACAACAAUAUGACAGGCGGCGGACCUAAGAGGAGGCGCUGCAUGUCGCCCCUGCUGCGCUUGGGUCGGGCCUACACCCCACCCAUUACCCCUCCAGCCAGCCCCCGAGCGACUUCAGAUGUGGACGAGCACGACGGAGAACCAGAACUGAUUAUCAACCACCUCAAUCAGAACCACUUCAGCAGCACAGACCCAAGCUCCGACUUAGAUGGAUUGGGUCAUGCCAAUCCCCGGGAGAACCACUCUGGCCCGCAGCAUGACCAGCACCAGGACAACGAGGAGGAGAAUGGUCAGCCGGGUGAGGAUGGCGAAGAAGGGGAGGAGGUGGGCGCCGAAGUCAUCCUGGUAGGGGAACACCCGCCCCGGUACCUUUCGCCCGCUGCUCUGAAGAAGCACAUCCACAACGAGACCACCAAAGUCAACAACGAGCUGAGGGGGCUCAUCACCAAGGAGAUCAGGAAGCCUGGCAGACACUAUGAGAAGAUCUUCUACUUCCUGAAGCAGAUCCAAGGCAACCUGGACACUCAGCUCAUCUUCCUCCAAAACAUCAUCAAAGAGGCGGCCAGGUUUAAGAAACGCGUUCUGAUCGAGCAGCUGGAGAACCUCCUGGAAGAGAUCCACAACAGAUCCAACAACAUGAACCAUGUAGACGCACUCUGACCGCCGCCUUGUCCCCCUCCUAACUGAACUUCUAACCGACCCACUAACAAAGAGGACUUGUUUUUUUGACUCACCACUCGCACACGACGUGUUGGUUUUCAGCCCGGAUGACGUGAGGACUUCCUCUGUUCUGUGGUCUAUGGUGACGACUUCCUACGACGUUUUGGGCCUUUGGAACAAAUAGGUUUCGGUUUCUGUGAAACCAAAUCGGCUGGUCGUCACCCACUGACGAUCUAGAACCUUAGGGAGCACUUGACUGGUCGUACAAUUUUUUAUUUUAUUUUAUUUUUUAUUAAGUAGCACUUUGAGGGUUUUUCAUCCUAAUUUGACUUUCCACGUACAGAAGCACUCCUUGUUGAUAGUCCCACAAAGAGAUUGACAGGACUGGCCGGCAGACAAUGGAUGAGCAAGUUGCAGACUGAUGGUCAACCAACUGGCCAUACUUCAACCCAUGUCGCUAAACGUACUCACCGUAACUGAUGUAUUGCAGGCAAAUCACUGCCGAACAACAGACGAGUCUGGAACUGGUGGUCGACCGACUGGGGACAGUCUGUUGACCAAAGAGCAACUGACGUCAGACGUGCGAUUAACAACUGUUCAACCAACGGGUGGCAGACAGUUGACAGACAUCUGACUUUUCCACCAACUGAUGGCGAAUGGUUGAACAAAGGAAACUGGGACGAGUCACAGAUGUUGGUCAACCAACGGGUGACAGAUGGUUGACCAAAAGGCGACUGACGUCAGACGAGCACUUGACAAGUUGUCAAUCAAUAGAUGACAGACAGUUGACUGAUGGUAACUUAUAUAGUUUAACAGUAUGUUUUGCAAGCAACUGACUGGUGACCAGCAGACAAUUCUCAGACUGGUGGUCAACCAACUGGGUACUGAAGUUUAACCAAACAGCGGUUGAUGUUUCACAAGCAAUUGACAGGUGACCAAUGGACGAUCUCAGACGACUGGUCAACUAAAUGGUGACACACAGUUGGCAUUGAGUUGGUAACUUAUAUAGUUUAACAGUAUGUUUUGCAAGCAACUGACUGGUGCCCAGCAGACAAGUCUCAGACUGGGGUUCAACUGACAGGUGAUUGGUUGGUUGACUCAUGGUUACUGAUGUCUUGCAAGCAACUGACUAGUUGCGACUGGUGACCAAUGAAUGAAUGAUUCAGAUUGUUGGCCAGCCAACUGGAGACUGAUGGUUGACCGAAGGUAUCUGAAACUGACUGGUGAUCAACACAUGAGACCAACAGCUGACUAGUGGUCAGCCAACGGGCAACCAGACUGUUGACCAAAGGGCGACUGACAUCUAACAAGUGAUUCACGGACUAGUGACAGACUGGUGGUCAACCGACAGGCGACCAGACGGCUGACCAAUGGUAACUGAUAUCUUGCAAGCAACUGACUGGUUACCAACAGAAGGGUCACUUCCUGUUGGUCAACCCGCAGGUGACAGAUGGUUGACCAAAAGGUGACUGACAUGACAUGUGGUUGAAUGGUAACUUUUUAUUGACCUAUUGGUUAACCAGCAGGCAACCAAAGAGAAAAUGAGCAGGUGGCAACUGAAUAGGUGACUCAAGGGCGACCGAAAGAUGCAUGAAACGCAAGGUGCCCAACGAAUGACUGACCAUUGAAUAACUUAGUCGCAACAGAUGGGUGACCAGUCCGUGACAGACUGUUGACUCAUGGGUUGACCAAGGGGCAACCAAAACAGCAACCAUAGAGCAAAUGAUCUUUGACGUACUGGUACUGUGUGUGUCACCCGGUGAGCAGCAACAAACGAGUUGUGAUUCUUCUGCGGUAUUGACAGGGACAAAAAGCUCAGGAAGUGACAUUUAAUCUUGCACUUGUGUACAUUUGCAGACAUAUUUUAAUGUCAUUGAAAAGAGCGCCUGGGUGGCUGUAAAUGUGAUUUCUUUUGGGCGGGCUGUGAAAUCCUUAAACCACACAAACUUGAGGUCCUUUGCAAUUUCUUUGGGUUGUUCCGAGUGCUCCAAACCACGCUAACUUGCGUGGCUUUGCAGUUUCUUUGGGCGGGUUCUGUAAUUUCUAAUGCCAUGCAAAAACAUGACUUGCUUUCUGACCUGGACCAAAAUCUGCCAUAGGUGUGUUUAUUUGUUUGUUUGUGAGCAGGUUACCAAAAGAGUAUUUUGAAUACACUGUAAAGCUGUACAUAACUCUAGAGUAAUAUUUAAAAGAUGUUGUGGUGGACAAAAUAAUAAUGGCCUUUUUGUAAGUAUUUCCAUGAAUAAAAGUCUCUAUUUUACACUGUGAACGGCCACCGUCUUAAUAAAGCCUCGCUAAAUAUGUGAACCUUGCUGUCUUUUUG
This is a messenger RNA of Phycodurus eques (leafy seadragon), 5267 nucleotides long. It is a transcript of the gene ints6, whose product is annotated as integrator complex subunit 6. Lineage: Eukaryota; Metazoa; Chordata; Actinopteri; Syngnathiformes; Syngnathidae. The coding region runs from base 350 to 2944 and encodes 864 amino acids. Gene Ontology annotation, cellular component: integrator complex. The record is from RefSeq and is a predicted model, not a curated record. Gene Ontology annotation, biological process: snRNA 3'-end processing. The transcript is spliced from 18 exons.